CCAAAGAUCACCGAGAGGUCACCAUGGCAACACUCUCAGCCAUCCUGCUGUCGGCGCUGGUGGUGGUGACGGCUGCCCAACAGAUUCAGACACUUCAAGAUCUAUCCAACACGCUGCUCCUCAACCAGCUGGCAAUGUCCAACAUGCUGGCUGAACGCGACUCCGGAACCAGAGUAAUAAGAGAGUGGCUGAACGACCUGCAAUCAAAUAUUACUUCCGAAAUAGCGGCUUUGCAGAACGUUGUUAAAGCUAAUGGUGUUCCCCUAAAUGAUGGGGCCGUGGAGUGCAUGGUACCGUUUGUGAACGUGUAUGGUCACUGUAUCUUGGUGGAGACGGCACUGACGGGAACUUGGGAAACAAUGAGACGUCACUGUCAGCAGAAGGGCGGCGAUAUUGUCAAGGUUGACUGUGGCACCUUCAUGUAUUACCUCGUCAAGUACCUUCACAGUAACGGUCUGGCUAAGUUGUCUUACUGGGUCGGUGGGAGAGAUGAAGGCCACGAGGGAUCUUACUUUUGGACUGAUGGUACCCAGGUCAAGAUGGGAACACCCUUUUGGGGUGACGGCAUUAAUGACAACAUUCAGGAGCCCGACGGAGGAACCAAUCAAAACUGUAUAGCAAUGUCCAAGGAAGAUCAUUAUUUUUUCUUCGAUCUUUCCUGCAGUGAAAGAAAUGCAGUUAUUUGUGAGAAACUGAAAUUGUUUUAGGAACAAUACCUGCAUUCUGUCCUUGAAGUUUCAGGGGCUUUAUGUUCUAGGAGUAGCAGCUGCCUCCUGACUUUGGAGUAACACUUGUGGAGAAUUCUGACACAUGGGAUUUUAUUUAAUUUAAUUAUUAAUUAAUUAAUAUAUUUAAAUAUUUUUUAUUUAUGUUGUAUAAUAAAUUAAUUUAUUAUUUUUUUCGAUAGCUUAGUGAAUUGUAUGUUUUAUUGAGCGGACUUUAUGGAUUUAAAUUCUCCCACAAGUCAUAUCCAAACACAAAAGGGGAGGUUAAUUAAUUAUAUUAGUCUAUCAAUCAAGAAUUUAUCGAUUGACAGAAAAAAAAACUAUGCGUUAGUCUAUUAAUCUACUGGUUUUGUACUCAACGCCUUAACUGAUUUGAAGGCUUCAGUGUGGGUCCAACUGUUGGGUUGUGAGCAAUCAACCAUAUUAGAGCCUCGUGGUCUAUGGCGUCUGUUCCCACGUGAAUCAACCGAUUGAGGUGCUUGGUUUCCCUGGUGACCACAGAAGAUCUGCCGGAAUAAUACAAUAUAAUAACUGGAAAUAUACUUCCUAUCACAGAUAUGGCACGUUAAUAAUGUUUAGUUGAGUAAUUGUGAGAGGCUUAUCAUGUUUUAUUGGUUUGCCUGACUCAUCUCCGGUUGGCUAUUAUUAUUAUAUUAUAGGAUCCUGUAAUAAGAUGUAUUAUUUUGACCAAAUGAAUACGAGGUACUCUGGUUACUUAGAGGUUGCGCCAGCUGAAGAACGUAGGAAUGGUUCGGGUUACGAGUACAAACGUAGCUGUUUCUUUGAUUAUUAAAGGAAGUCGAUUUUUUCCCGACAACACUUGCCUCAUGACCUUGGAAUAAUACCUGCUUCCUGACCUUAGAGUAACACCUGCUUUCUGACCCUGGAGUAACACUUGCUUCCUGAUCUUCGAGUAACACCUGCCGCCUGAUCUUGGAGUAACACCUGCUCCCUGUCCUAGCACUAACACGUGACUUGCGUCCCUCGAGGAGCACCUCCGUGGCCUGACAGGUCAUCAUUAGGACCGAGUGUGUAACGUGGAGCAUUUAGCUAAUAACAAAUUUAAUAAUAACGUGAUAAAAUGAUUAGCUCUUUGAUUCAUAUGAUAAAUUAUAAUUAUAUGAUUAGUGAGAAAAUAAUUUGAGGUUCCUACAACAUGAACUGCAAAUGUUGUACUCCCCCAAGCUGUACUGCACAUGAGCACUCCUCCAAAUCUGUACUGCACAUGAGCACUUCUCCAACUCGAACUGCACAUGAGCACUCCCCCAAGCUGUACUGCAAAUGCGCACUCCUCCAAGCUGUACUGCAAAUGCGCACUCCUCCAAGCUGUACUGCAAAUGCGCACUCCUCCAUGCUGUACUGCAAAUGGGCAUUCCUCCAAGCUUUACUGCACAUGAGCACUCCUCCAAGCUGUACUGCACAUGAGCACUCCUCCAAGCUGUACUGCACGUGAGCACUCCUCCAAGCUGUACUGCACAUGAGCACUCCUCCAAGCUGUACUGCACAUGAGCACUCCUCCAAGCUGUACUGCACAUGAGCACUCCUCCAAGCUGUACUGCACAUGAGCACUUCUCCAAGCUGUACUGCACAUGAGCACUCCUCCAAGCUGUACUGCACAUGAGCACUCCUCCAAGCUGUACUGCACAUGAGCACUCCUCCAAGCUGUACUGCACAUGAGCACUCCUCCAAGCUGUACUGCACAUGAGCACUCCUCCAAGCUAUAUAAUUAAAUUAU
This is a messenger RNA of Procambarus clarkii (red swamp crayfish), 2460 nucleotides long. RefSeq names its product ladderlectin-like. The record is from RefSeq and is a predicted model, not a curated record. NCBI's taxonomy places the organism in Eukaryota, Metazoa, Arthropoda, Malacostraca, Decapoda, Cambaridae.